Molecule: messenger RNA, 348 nt
Organism: Suillus plorans
Lineage: Eukaryota; Fungi; Basidiomycota; Agaricomycetes; Boletales; Suillaceae
Exons: 9
Coding region: 1-348 (115 amino acids)
Source: RefSeq, a predicted model, not a curated record
AUGCAUAGGGAAAUAGCUCAAUACAAGCCUAGCACGAGCUCCAGUGCUACAGUGUGCCAAGUGACUGCAGCCUGCAAGGAUCCAAAGGAGCUAGAGACUCUGGAGCUGCCAUUUAUCCCAUUACCUUUUGUUGCAAAGGCUAUGUUUUCUGCUACAUUGCUUGUGCUUACUACUUUGUGUGCAUGUCACCCUUUUGAAUUGAACCUGGGGGACUUGCAGUGCAUGGCGCCUGGCGCUUCCUGCCUAGUAAUACUAGUCACAGAUAUCCAAGUAGUAACGCUCAACAGUCACCGCCAUUUCAAAGUUAAGUGUCUAUUCUUGUUAGAAAUACGCAAAACAUUUUUGUAG